Frieseomelitta varia is the source of this 1934-nucleotide messenger RNA. RefSeq lists its product as uncharacterized. Lineage: Eukaryota; Metazoa; Arthropoda; Insecta; Hymenoptera; Apidae. The record is from RefSeq and is a predicted model, not a curated record. The coding region runs from base 1262 to 1918 and encodes 218 amino acids. The transcript is spliced from 4 exons.
UCUGGACGGAAUGAGUCCCAGUGAUUUGAAUGGAAUCCAUUCGCGUUUGUCUGUCUCCAGGACGGAGAAGACGGCGCGGAUUCCGGAAGCAGAGUGGCCGAACUUACGGAUUGAUGUAUCCCUAAAUAAAGCGAGCACGACUCGUCCGGUUGUGCUGUCGAUUGCAGUCGGUAGCCUGUGUCUAGAGUCUACAUUGAACUAUCUGUUGGUCUUGGAGCCGGGCCAAUCGCCGUGGAAAAAGUAGGGGGUGAGAAUAAGAUUGAUGCUAUGCAGCCAAUGUCUCUAAUGUGCAAAAUAAUCGCCGGCCGAAGGAAUUUUCGCGAAAAAGAAGAACACUAACUCGAGAAGAAUACCAACUCAGGAAGAAUACUACCUCGAUAACUGAAACGAUACGAAGAGAGAGGAAACACAACGAGAAGAAGUGAUCUUCUUUUUCGAUGUGAUUCACUACGUCAGACUGAAAUAUUGACCUGGAACAUGGAUAACUUCUAUUGAAAGUGGCACUAGGCCAAAGAUAAUAAUCUUAAACGGACGGUGCCAUCUUGUGUGGCAUCUUUGUUCGCGAUUGCACGUAAACGAGCGAACAGUAUCGCGGUCUACGACUAUUUAUUGGACAAAGUUUAUUUGCACAGCGGACGUUGCAACUUAAAAUCAUACGCGUCGACACUGUUCCCCAGACGGGGAGUUGCACGACCGCUGCGGCCCCGUUUGUUUGAACUGGCAAAAUUAUUGAACUUUCAGGUCACUAACUGUUACCGACGGCCGAGAACGAUAAAAACGUCUGAAUGUCGCCGAUAAUUCCCCCUGACUGUCAGAACUUCGCAGCUUAACCAGUCAAAUUCUGCCAAGUUCCUCCACAGAUUGACAUCCAUCGAUUGACAUCCAUCAAUAAAUAAGAUGGAACUAUUAUUCAACGAAUGAUACACAGAGAUAUAAAUGAAGGAGUAAUAUUCAACCAUUCAAUAUUUCGAUAAUCUCUGAAAAAGAUAUGUUCAAGAUAUGAGUCAGUCAGAAACAUCGGGAUUGAACCAAUAUGUAUCAAAUUUGACCUUAAGAAAUUCAAAGUAGAAAAUAACAACGACGUUUUCUAUGGAGCGGCCUGACUACAAAAAAUUUCGACGCGAAAUUUAAUUAUAAUACACGUGACUCAUGAAGUAUUCACCGGAAUCCCGUUAGAUCGAGAUGAGAAAUGGGAGAUAUAAAAAGUCUACAAUAUCAUCGAUUCAGAAAUAAAAUCGCCGUUUAAAAAUAAGAAGAGAAUAUGGAUCAAUAUCUUACGACGUACAAGAAAGAUUAUUCAUGGCCUACGACGAGGUACAAACAUCGGAUAGCUUUGCUCAAAGAAUAUGAUUCUUGUAAAUGCCAUGAUCGUCCAUCGGAGGUGAAGCCCCUUGUACGAUGCGGUGACGAUUACGAUUGGAGUCGCACGGGUCCGAUGGGAAGACUUCUGGACCCGAAACUUCAUCCUGCAAAAACUGGACCGCAUCCAGAAACUGAAGCCACGAGAUUCGAUCAACCGGCCACGUACAUGAGAAAGAGUAUUCCUAUCGACGAGGUGAUUAAACGCGACGAAGAUCGACUCAAGACAACGUAUCAGUUGGAUUACUCUGAGAAAGCAACCGCACUAAUGGAUAAACCAUUUACGGAACCUUGCGUUACCAAACAAGAAGAAGUAAAAGACAUAGAUUGUCGACCCUCUGCCAAAGUUAAACUAUUGAAAAUAACCAGUCAAGUUGAUAAAGACAGAACAGAUAAGAAGAAAGUGAGUAAAGCCGAAGACGAAUCGCAGGAAACGCGACUUCUUCCAUGGCGAUCGGAAUAUCAAGAUACUGUCAACAAAUUAGGUCACUCCAUUAUGAAAUAUAAGAUUCAUCAUUCAUCGAGCACAAUUACGCGCCCGCUAUUUUGUAAAAAUUAAUUGUGUUCAAUAAACA